AUGCAAUGUAGUCUAUGGUUUCAGUGGUGGUUGCUAUGGUUUCUAUUUCGUAUACGUCCUUUUUCUUUGAGACAACGAUUAUUCGGUCACGAGACUUAUUUGUUCCAACUAUUUCCACUUUUCUCUUGUCCAUGUCUGUUAUGUACGCCAACGUGCGAAAAUCAGAGGCAAUCGACACCGGAUCUGCGAAUUCCACGAGUUCGUCUCUUCUUUUCCAAAGACGCAUUAUUUGUUAGAAAACACAGCAACUAUUUAUGUCUGGGCAAUUAUUUUUACAUGGCCAAGAAAGACAAAGGCAAAGACGUAAUUAAGCCAAAAGAAGCAAAGAAAAUGGUGGAAGAGCAAAUGUUUGGAAUGAAGAACAAAGGAAAAAGUGCAAAGUUAAAGAAGAUGGCCUCCUCUCUUGAGGCAUCAUAUUUGAAGGGGAAACCGCAGAAAGUGGAGAAGAAAGUGGAAGAGCCGGUGUAUGAAGCAUACGAAAUAUUGCAGAAAGUUCCUGUUGGUGUGGACCCGAGUACUAUUCUCUGUGUAAACUUUAAAGCAAACAAAACGUGUUCAAAGGGAAGCUCGUGUAAAUUUAGUCAUGAUCUGACAAAGCGAACAACUGCUCCUCCAGCAGUUAAAGAAAUGAACAAAGACGUAAAUGCAGAUGGGGUAGAGAAACCUGUAUGUAAGUACUAUAUAGAUGCACUCAAGUCCGGGAAGCAUAACCCGAAGUGGGUAUGCCCGAAUGGAAACAACUGUUCAGGAAAGCAUUCACCACCAGAGGGGUACAUUCUUAAGGAGGAUGCUGCCGAACUAAACGUAAUAACACAGGAUGAAAUGCUUGAAGAAAAAAGAGCAAAUCUACCAAAGGACCAGACUAAAAUGACAGAAGAGAAGUAUAGAGAGUGGAAAGUAAAGAGGGAGCAGAACAAGAUCAAUCUGAAGAAGGAAGAAGACAAGAUAAAGGAAGGAAAUCUCAGACUUGGAAAGAUUCUUCCCUCUGGUAAGGACUUAUUCGUAUACAACCCGAAGAUAUUUGUUGAUGAUGAUGAAGCACUAGAUUAUGACUACAACGCAAGAGAAGAAAAACUAGAAAGUGAUGAGGAGGAAGAGCUGGCAGAAAAGUUAACCGAAACAUUAAAUAUAACCAGCUAAUAAAUAAAGCAUAAUUACACU
This is a messenger RNA of Nematocida parisii ERTm1, 1161 nucleotides long. RefSeq lists its product as uncharacterized. Bases 1 to 1140 code for a protein of 379 amino acids. Gene Ontology annotation, molecular function: metal ion binding; mRNA binding. Gene Ontology annotation, biological process: cytoplasmic translation. Gene Ontology annotation, cellular component: cytosol. Lineage: Eukaryota; Fungi; Microsporidia. The transcript has a single exon. The record is from RefSeq and is a predicted model, not a curated record.